Torulaspora delbrueckii is the source of this 1080-nucleotide messenger RNA. RefSeq names its product heat shock protein HSP42 (gene HSP42). Gene Ontology annotation, biological process: response to salt stress; response to heat; response to hydrogen peroxide. The transcript has a single exon. The record is from RefSeq and is a predicted model, not a curated record. Bases 1 to 1080 code for a protein of 359 amino acids. NCBI's taxonomy places the organism in Eukaryota, Fungi, Ascomycota, Saccharomycetes, Saccharomycetales, Saccharomycetaceae.
AUGAGUUUUUACCAGCCAUCUUUAUCAUUGUAUGAUGUUCUGAAUGCCUUGUCAAGUCAAGGGCAGGCUAGAAAUCCUACAUAUCAACUGGACAGCUUGCAAAGGCGCCAUGCUGAAGCAGAAGCUCAAAGAAGGGCUGAAAGAACUGCUGCCAGACGUUCCCCACUUUUUGGAAGAUUUGAAGGUUCACCAGCGGCUUACUAUGGUAUCCCUAGUGAACAUUACUAUUAUAGGCCAGAUUAUUAUGACUACAGCGACGACGAGCAAGAAUAUGAUGCUGGAGAUGAUGAAGGUAGAGAACAGAAUGCCGGGGCACAACCUCCAUACCUGAGUAUCCCUUCUUACUACCAUAGUAGGCCAUCAAGAGAUUAUGAGGGUACAAGAGUCAAUGAGGAAUCAGACCCCCUACAGGAACUACUAGGCGCUCUUUUGGGGGCUCCACAAACAGAAGUGGGUCCAGAACAGCCUGAUGAGAAGACUGUGAUUGGUGCAGCAUCUGGAGAAGAGAAGGAACCACAAGAAUUGCCAGAAACUGAGAAAAGCAGUACAGCUACUGAAGGCACUAAACCUGAGCCAGAGGCACAGCCAGCAAGCAAGAAGAAGCCAACAUUACAUUCAAGACCAUCUGCUCCAAAUCCACUCAAGGUGUCCAAACCUGAAAGUCGUUUGGAUGUACCAUUCUCCCCAGAGGUUAAUGUUUACGAUACCCCAACGGCUUACAUUGCUGUCGUGGCAUUACCUGGUGCCACCUCAAAGGCUUUUAAAGUUGACUACCACCCAUCAUCUCAUGAGCUGAUCAUCAAGGGUAACAUUGAAGAUAAAUUAAACAUUGGCGAAAAGUAUCUCAAGAUCACAGAACUGAAAUACGGAGCUUUCCAGAGGACCGUCAAGUUCCCUGUUCUGCCUCGUAUUCAAGACGAAGAGAUCAAAGCGACAUAUAGUAACGGUCUUUUACAAGUGAAAGUUCCAAAACUGAAUGACGGGAACGACAAGCCCGCUCCAAAGAAGAGAAUAGUCAUAGAAGAUAUUCCUGAUGAAGAACUUAGAUUUGAAGAAAAUCCUAAUCCAGUUGAAGAAUAA